AAGCCAGAGCUGUUCUCCCUAGUCGGUGUCCUAGGGCCAGGAGAGGUCUGAGGCCUGGGAGUGGGCAGCCCUGAGCUCCACCCUGGGCUUCGAAAGCCUACCCUCUGCUCUGCUUCUUCCCUCACUCCUCCUCCUGUCAGCAGCGCAGCUCAAGGCCUGGUCCCAGAAGUCCCAGGAGAGGGAGGACUCGUAGGAGCACGGAACAGUCGCCUCGCCAGGGCAGAGAUGGCCAGUGGCACGCAGUUGCGGCUGGCCUGGUACUUGGACAUAAUGAGGAAGGAGGAACUGAUGGAGUUCCAGCUUCGGCUGCGUGAUAAGGAACUCAGCGGGCACUCUCCCGGUGUGGCCCUGGCUCGACCAGAGAAGGCCAGCGGCAAGGAGGUGGCCUCGUGCCUGGUGGCUCAGUACGGGGAGCAGCAGGCCUGGGACCUGGCCCUCCGCACCUGGGAGCAGAUGGGCCUGAGCAGGCUGUGCACCCAGGCCCGCACAGAGGCAGCCUUGAUGUCAGCCCAGUCUCCCUCAUUCACCCUCUCCCCACAUGCACCCAACCUGGAGUCCCCUACCCGGCCCACCUCCACCGCGGUGGUGAGGUUUCAAGGCCCUAAGCCCCUGAAGCUCCUCCAGGACUCAGAGAAAAAGAAUUUGAGACACCUGCUUGACACACGUGGACACACCUGGAAAGGAGACUCACCCUCACUCUCUUUCGGAGCUUUUCCAGUCUCCCCAGACUACGAGUCACCAAGCCACAAGUCACCCAAUGCCCCCACGUCCACAGCGGUGCUAGGGGGCUGGGAACGCCCAUUGCAGCCCAGCCCAGGGUGCAGACAGCGGGAGGCUCCUGGGACUGUGUGGCCUCCAGCUGAAACAUCUGGAAAAUACCACACAGGAAUCAGAGAAAAAUCCCAGAAGGAAAAAAGAGAGAUGAUCUGUCUCAUAAACUCAAGGGAAAUUGAAGAUUUGCGCCAAAAAUUCAUGCAGCUGCUACUUCUACACAGAUCUCACCCCAGAAGCCAUGAGUCUCCGGUCAGGGGAAGCUGGUAUCAUGGAGUGAUAGAGGAGCAAGGACAUUUGAUUGAGGUCAGAGACUUAUUUGGCCCACACCUGGGUACCCAGAGAAAGCCUCACACAGUCAUACUGCAUGGGGUGACUGGAAUCGGGAAGUCGACACUGGCCAGGCAUGUGAGGGGAGCCUGGAAGGACGGUCGGCUGUAUAGGGACCGCUUCCAGCACAUCUUCUACUUCGACUGCACAAAGCUGGACCAGUCCAAGGCAAUGAGUCUUGCUGAUCUCAUCAAAAAAGACCGGGCUUCCUCCGUGGUUCCCAUUACACAGAUCGUGUCUCAGCCGGAGCAGCUGCUCUUCAUCCUCGAUGGUUUAGAUGAGCCAAAAUGGGUGGAGAAGCAGGGGUCUCAUUGUCAGCACUGGAGCCGCCAGCAGCCAGUGCGCACACUACUGGGCAGUUUGCUAGUGAAAACCAUACUUCCCAAGGCGUCCUUGCUGAUCACAGCUCGGACCACAGCUCUGCAGAAGUUCAUUCCUUCUUGGGAGCAGCCACGUUGGGUGGAGGUCCUGGGGUUCUCCGAGUCUACCAGGAAGGAAUAUUUCUACAAGUAUUUCACAGAUGAAAGCCAAGCAAUUCAAGCUUUUAACUUGGUUGAAUCAAACCGAGCACUCUGGACCAUGUGUCUUGUGCCCUUCGUGUCCUGGCUGGUCUGCACUUGCCUGCAGCGGCAGAUGAUGCAGGGGGAAAAUCUCUCACUGACGUCCCAGACCACCACGGCCCUCUAUCUGCACUACCUUUCCCAGGUUCUGCCAGCUCAGCCCCUCAGGACUCACCUGAGGGGCUUCUGCUCUCUGGCUGCUGAGGGCAUCUGGCAAGGAAAGACCCUGUUCAGUCAGGAGGACCUCAGCCAGCACGGGUUAGAUGGGGCCAUCAUCUCCACUCUCUUAAAGAGCGGUGUUCUUCAAAAGCAGCGCAAGUCUCAGAGGUACAACUUCAGUCACCUCUGUUUCCAGGAGUUCUUUGCAGCAAUGUUCUGUGCACUGGAGGAUAAGGAGGAGAAAAAUGAUAAGCCUAAGAGCACCAGCGGUAUGAAAAAGUUGCUAGAAGUGUAUGAGACGCGUGACCUGUUUGGGGCACCAACGACACGUUUCCUAUUCGGCCUUUUGAGUGAGCAGGGGAUGAGAGAGAUGGAGAACGUCUUCGACUGCAAGCUGUCUCCAAAGAGAAAGUGGGACCUGCUGUCAUGGGUGGAGGCGGAGGUCCAGCGAGAGCAGCCCUCCCUGCAGCCAUAUUCUCUGCAGUUGCUCCACUGUUUGUAUGAGAUUCAGGACAAGGACUUCCUGACGGCGGCAAUGGCCCAUUUCCAAGGAACAAGGAUGUACGUGCAAACUGACAUGGAGGUCCUGGUGUUCACUUUCUGUGUUAGAUUCUGCCACCGUGUGAAGACGCUUCAAGUGAAUGACAGGGGACUGCACAGGGAAGCGUGGAGGCGCCCCGGUGUAGUUCUGUUCAGCUGGAUCCCCAUUACAGACGCCGGCUGGCAGGUUCUCUUCUCCGUUCUCCAGGUCACCGGAAGCCUGAAGGAGCUGGACCUGAGUGGAAACUUCCUGAGCCUUUCUGCAGUGCAGAGUCUUCGUGAGGCCCUGGGAUGCCCUCACUGCCACCUGGAAACCCUGCGGUUGGCCAGCUGCGGCCUCACAGCUGACGAGUGCAAGGACCUCGCCUCUGGGCUGAGCGCCAGCCAGACCCUGACGGAGCUGGAGCUGAGCUUCAACGUGCUCGAGGACGCUGGAGCCGAGCACCUCUGCCAGGGGCUGAGACAGCCAGGCUGCAAGCUGCAGCGACUGCUGCUGGUCAGUUGUGACCUCACAUGCGGCUGCUGCCAGGAACUGGCCUCUGUGCUCAGUGCUGGCUCCAGCCUGACAGAGCUGGACCUGCAGCAGAAUGAGCUGUGCGACCUCGGCGUGAAGCUGCUCUGUGAAGGGCUCAGGCAUCCUACCUGCCAACUCACGCUCCUGUGGCUGGACCAGACCCAGCUGAGUGAGGAGGUGACAGAGAUGCUGAGGGCCGUGGAGAAGGAGAAGCCUCAGCUGCUCAUCUCCAGCAGAUGGAAGCCAUGUGUGAUGACCCCUAAUGAGGGCCCGGAUGGAGGAGAGACGAAUGUUGACAUGUCCUCACUCAAGCGGCAGAGACCAGAAUCAGCGGAAAGCUCCCCUCAAGUGUCACAGGUGAAACCCUUCUGUCUGUCUUCUCCUGCUCCUCCGGAGGACCUGCUCAUGGAGCCUCUGGAGACCGAAGAUGACUUCCAGGGCCCCACAGGGCCUGUGGCUACCGAGGUGGUUGACAAAGAGAGGAGCCUGUACCGAGUUCACUUCCCCAUGGCCGGCCCCUACCACUGGCCCAACACAGGUCUGUGUUUUGUGGUGAGAGGGCCAGUGACCAUUGAGAUUGAAUUCUGUUCCUGGGACCAAUUCAUGGACAAGACUGUCCUACAGCACAGCUGGAUGGUGGCAGGGCCUCUGUUUGACAUCAAGGCUGAGCCAGGAGCCGUGGCAGCUGUGCACCUCCCUCACUUUGUGGCCCUUCAAGGGGGCCAUGUGGACACCUCCUUGUUCCAAGUGGCCCACUUUAAAGAGGAGGGGAUGAUCCUGGAAAAGCCAGCCAGGGUGGAGCCAUGUUACACGGUCCUGGAAAACCCCAGCUUCUCCCCCAUGGGAGUUCUACUGAGAGUGAUCCACGCUGCCCUGCGCUUCAUUCCUGUCACCUCCACCGUGUUGCUCUACUAUCACCUCCACCCUGAGGGAGUCACUUUCCACCUCUACCUGAUCCCCAGCGACUACUCCAUUCGGAAGGCCGUAGAUGAUGAAGAAAAGAAGUUCCAGUUCAUGCGAAUCCACAAGCCGCCCCCGCUGGCCCCCCUCUACAUGGGCUCCCGCUACACUGUGUCUAGUUCAGAGACGCUAGAAAUAAUCCCCAAGGAACUGGAGCUCUGCUAUCGGAGCCCCAGGGAAUGCCAGCUCUUCUCUGAGUUCCACGUUGGCCAUUUGGCGUCAGGGAUCAGGCUGCAAAUGAGAGACAAGAAAGAUGGGACUGUGGUAUGGGAGGCCUUGGUGAGACCAGGAGAUCUCAGACCUGCAGCUACUCUGGUCCCUCCAGCCCUGCUAGCUUCACCUUCACACCCAGAUGUCCCGGCCCCACUGCACUUCGUGGACUGGUAUCGGGAGCAGCUGGUGGCUCGAGUGACAUCGGUGGACCCUAUCCUGGACAAGCUGCAUGGACAGGUGCUGAGUGAGGAGCAGUAUGAGAGGGUGCGGGCCGAGGCCACCAACCCGGAUCAGAUGCGGAAGCUGUUCGACUUCAGCAAGUCCUGGGACUGGGCCUGCAAGGACCAAUUCUACCAAGCCCUGAGGGAGAUCCACCCUCACCUAAUUGUGGAACUCUGGGAGAAGUGGGGCCAUGGAGGACACCUGAGGAUUCCCAACAAGCUUGGCAGCUGAGGUGUGACCACUGCCGAAUGGCGCUUUAUGAAGACAAGGAUCUUUUGUUGUUCACUGCUGUAUCCCGUUAUCCUGGAACAGUGCCUGGCCCAUAGUAGGUGUUUAAUAAAUAUUUGUUGACCAAAUGAAAAACAACAACAACAACAACACGGUGCCAUCUGAGUUGCCUUCUAGUCUAAAGUUAUGGAGCUUUGAUGAUGUCUUUGCUGGGCAUUAUAUGUCCACGCCCAGGAAGGCCACACAGGCACCCACACUGCCUCCAUUGGCUUUCCCAGGCCAGCUGUCCAGAUGGAAUGACGGUAUCUCAGCGAAUGUCCAUCUGGAGCUGGCGGACCUCUGCACACCUUGUAGAAGCCUAACCCAAGAGCCUGGUCUGGUGGCCAUAGCAGCCAAACCUAGAGCCCUUCCUGUGCCAUCCAGAUGUGAGGAGAAGCAGGGGGGAACAUGGGACUAGCCACCUCUGGCUGGAGACAGACAAUGGAAAUGGAUACCUUGGGGGUUUUGAGUGGCUUGUAAAUAGGGGCAAAAACAGAUUUAUUUUUCACUUGU
Molecule: messenger RNA, 5049 nt
Organism: Diceros bicornis minor
Lineage: Eukaryota; Metazoa; Chordata; Mammalia; Perissodactyla; Rhinocerotidae
Gene: NLRP1
Product: NLR family pyrin domain containing 1
Exons: 18
Coding region: 226-4500 (1424 amino acids)
Biological process (GO): innate immune response; inflammatory response; regulation of apoptotic process
Cellular component (GO): canonical inflammasome complex; cytoplasm
Molecular function (GO): protein binding
Source: RefSeq, a predicted model, not a curated record